AUGGACUCCGGCCGCAAGGACAUGUCCGACAAGAUCGGCGACAAGAUGACCCCAGACAGCAGCAAGUCCAACGUCGACAAGGCCAAGGAUAGCAUCACUGGCGUUGGCGACAAGGUUGCUCGCGACGCGGUCCCGGACAGCCAGAAGAGCAGCGGCCAGUCUGCCAUGGACAAGAUGUCCCGUGAGAAGGAUGCGAACAAGAACGAGAGUGUGCUUGACAAGGCCAAGGGCGCACUCGGCAUGGACAAGCACUAA
This is a messenger RNA of Saxophila tyrrhenica, 255 nucleotides long. RefSeq lists its product as uncharacterized. NCBI's taxonomy places the organism in Eukaryota, Fungi, Ascomycota, Dothideomycetes, Mycosphaerellales, Extremaceae. The transcript has 4 exons. The coding region runs from base 1 to 255 and encodes 84 amino acids. The record is from RefSeq and is a predicted model, not a curated record.